This is a messenger RNA of Haliotis rubra (blacklip abalone), 3503 nucleotides long. RefSeq names its product multiple epidermal growth factor-like domains protein 6. Gene Ontology annotation, molecular function: scavenger receptor activity. The record is from RefSeq and is a predicted model, not a curated record. The transcript is spliced from 13 exons. NCBI's taxonomy places the organism in Eukaryota, Metazoa, Mollusca, Gastropoda, Lepetellida, Haliotidae. The coding region runs from base 98 to 1807 and encodes 569 amino acids.
CAGAUGUGGAUGACAUGCGUUUGCCUCUCCACAAUUUUCUUCCUGGUUGAGAUUCAGUGUUAUUUUCCUUUGUGGGAAAACAAAAGUUCGAGCCCCCAUGGAACAAACCCAAAACACAUUGGCAUGGUUUUUGACCACGGUGUUGUUUUUCUCCACCACUGGGACACUCACUGAUGCCGAGUGUCACUGUGACACCACUACUGCCUGUGCCGUGUUCCCCUCUACUCCCUGUAACCAGGUCGGUGAUCCAGACAGAUGUCAGGAAGGAUGGUUCGGUACCUAUUGCCAAAGACGAAAUGUUGCUUUGGGAAGAACUGCCACACAGAGCAGUACAUACAGUGUACCCACUGACGGGACAGGGAAUAUAACACACCUUUUCGAGGCCAGGUACGCCGUGGAUGGCAGAGCUACCACCGACUUCCAUAGUAAACCACUGACAUGUACACAUACCAACAGUGGAGACCAAACAUGGACUGUGUACCUGAACAACUCAAACACAGACAAGAUACAACACAUCAAGCUGUAUCUACGUCAGGACUACCAAGACCGAAACAAUGGUAUGAAGAUAUAUGUUGGUGGACAGUUGUGCUUCCAGUGGUCAAGGAAUACCCAUCCGGCAGCUGUAGCUGAUGUCAAAUGUCAACAAGCACUGGCAGGAAACAACCUCACCAUACAGACAAACAGUUUUCUCACGUUGUGCGAGGUACAGAUAUUUGUUUGCAGUGACGGCUGGUUUGGCGAGGAAUGUGACAAACAGUGUCACUGUUCACUAAACACAGAAGUAUGUGACAAGAUCACUGGACAGUGUAUGAGUGGAUGUGCUCCAGGAUACAUAGGGACGGACUGCCAAACAGGUACAGCGUGUUCAGACGGUUACUAUGGAGACUGCACCUCCAAGUGUGGAAACUGCCUCAAUGCUGACUAUUGUGACAAGACAACAGGCAUCUGUCCUGGUGGUUGUGCAACAGGGUGGCGAACUGACACCUGUCUUCAACCGUGUCAGGACGGUUACUAUGGAGACUGCACUUCAAAGUGUGGAAACUGCUUCAACGCUGCCUUUUGUGACAAGUCUACAGGCAUCUGUCCUUUAGGUUGUGCAGCAGGGUGGCACACUGACACUUGUCUUCAACCAUGCCCAGAUGGACGUUAUGGUGCCAAGUGUGCGUCUCCGUGUGGUCACUGUCUGGACACUGAUGCCUGUGACAAGGGGACAGGGAAAUGUCCUAGAGGAUGUCAGCCAGGAUGGUGGCCAGAUCUCUGUUCACAAGCUUGCAGUGAUGAUCGUCAUGGACACCACUGUCAGUCUGAGUGUGGCCAAUGUAAAGGAAACCUGCCUUGUAACAAGAUCAAUGGAACAUGUCAUCAAGGAUGUCUGCCAGGCUUUCAAGAACCAUUUUGUAAAGAGUGCGUUGACGGAAUGUACGGUGAUGACUGCAUGUCACGAUGUGGUCAGUGUAAAGACGGCCUAACGUGUGAUAAGUCCAGUGGCGAAUGUCCUGGAGGAUGUCAGGGUAACUUCAUGAAGCCACUGUGUCAAGGUUGUGCAGCAGGAUGCUCAAACCAGGUAGUGCCAGUUGCAGCAACACUUGGGACACUUCUUGUGUUGUCUCUCGUCGCUCUGCUGACAGCCAUCGUUUACAUCAGAAGACUGAAGAUUCAACUGGAUGCCUCAAAAAUGAAACCCGAAGAUAACUACAUAUCCCUAGACGAGAGGACAAGGGAUCCAGUUGUGGAGAACACAUAUGAACACAUUGACAAUACCAAUCCUUAUGUUAAUGCAGUGGAAGUCCGUCAGGGCCGCAUUUGAACUGAAUAGUUGCAUAAAGCGUCCUGUCUAUAUAGAGUAGUCUUUUAUUACGUUAAUAGUUCUGAGUGUGGACAAACGUUACGGUAAUUUCUCAAGUGAGGUCACUUAUUACUUAACAACUGAACAACAUCAAGACAUGUUCUGACGUCAAUAACAGCAUAAUAGCAUGAUUCAUGUUUUGUAAAAACGGCAAAUUAGCCAAUCAUUUGAGUCCUUCCUUUAGCAGUUAUUCCUUCGCUGAUCAUGACGACUUUGAAGAACCCAAGGUCACCUCAAUGCAUUUUGCAUGGAAUUGGUGAAGAUCCCUCUUCCAUGUCUUGUUGUCUACCGCUAGUGUAUUCCCCAUCUCUGGCGACACCAACUUUGAGUUGUGCCAUCAAGAUAAUCGGUCGGCCUGUUCGAGAGCCAUUUCGAAAUAGGAGCACCAAGGGUAGAUAACACUAUAUGGAUGGGAAACUUCUUUAUUACAGUGAGAGCGACGUGUCGGACACUGACUGACUGACUGAGUUUGGUUUUACGCCGCUUUUAGCAAUAUUCCAGCAACAUCACGGCGGGGACACCAGAAAUGGGCUUAACACAUUGUGCCCAUGUGGGGAUUCGAACCCGGGUCUUCGGCGUGACGAGCCAACGCUUUAACCAUUAGGCUACCCCACCGCCCCGUCGGACACUGAACUGACAUACAACCUUACUGUGUGAGGCACCGAAUUCAAAUAUUCAUAGGACUCGCAAUCUGUCAUUUUCCUUUAUGUGUAACCUGGUCACAUUUAACCAAACAUACCAAAUAUGGGGUUGUCAGCACACGUUCGAAUACAGGAUAUAAUAGAUUUCGUAGAUAUUAUCUGACAUAUUUCUUCUUGAAUAACUAGCUGCUGUUUAAGCAUUUGCUUGAAGCCAGUAGAUGUAAGUUUGAUCUCGGCAUGUGAGGCUAAGUCUUGGUGUUACGACAUGAGGGUUGAAAAUUGUUAAUGUUACGUUUAGUAUGUUCACUGAAAUACAACAUAUAGCUAUACAUUAUAGUGUGUGACCUUUUGUAGACAAUAAAAAUUCUCACCCGAAUAAUCUGGCGGUUGAAGCGACUGGUUGUCACCCUGAAGAUGUCUGAUUUCCAGCAUGGUGUAAAGUCAAUUCGUAGUGUUCCCUCAAUAUGAAAUUUUGUUUGAUAAUUGCAUAAAGCAUGUUACCUUAACAGUGUUCCAGCACCUAAAUAUCCCUAAAUCGUUUUAAAAUUAUAUAUACGAGAACAAUAAUAUCCAGUACGACGCUCCAACAGUUCCAUAUAUACCCAACGUUUAGACAUGCAUGUACAUGUUUGUAUAUGUUCAUUAUACUUACCUCCGGGAGGCGCUAUGUUGGAACAAAACAGUAGCAAGGUCACAUGCAUUGCGUAAUAAUAAAUCACGAUAAGUAAUCUGUCACCUGUUGUAUUACUUUUUUCCUGUUCCUUGGUAUUGUUUCAUAUAAAUCAUAUACAUGUAUUUCUAAGUGCACGUGUUAUAUUUUGUAAUAUAUAUGCAUCCAUGGGCUUACCACGCUGUUGUUUACCAUGACUCUUCAUGCUGGUCACUGACCAUGACCACGGAGAUGCGUAGUAUAGAUGUUGAAUUCCUGUACUCAUAUAAUCUAUCAUUAUCAUUGUAUCACUAUUGUCAUUCUCAUGAAUUUACUAUCUGAAAUAAAUUUAAUUUGAUAGCGGUUA